Messenger RNA from Malurus melanocephalus (red-backed fairy wren), 2166 nucleotides. It is a transcript of the gene CPNE7, whose product is annotated as copine 7. The record is from RefSeq and is a predicted model, not a curated record. NCBI's taxonomy places the organism in Eukaryota, Metazoa, Chordata, Aves, Passeriformes, Maluridae. The coding region runs from base 415 to 2166 and encodes 583 amino acids. Gene Ontology annotation, biological process: cellular response to calcium ion. Gene Ontology annotation, molecular function: calcium-dependent phospholipid binding. Gene Ontology annotation, cellular component: plasma membrane. The transcript is spliced from 14 exons.
CCAGCRGUGCUGGGGACGCUGGGGACCCCACUCCGCCCCGGUGCACGGGGUGGGCUCUGCUCCGGAGCCGGCAGCGAGGGAGUUAACGGAGCUUGUCAUCCAUCUCCCUCUUAGAGCUCCGCUCCCGAACUGCAGCUUGAGUCAGUUGUGUGGAGGUGGCAGCGGCAGCAGCUCCGGCUGGCACACCGGCACGGCUGGCACACCGGCACGGCCGGUACACCGGCACGGCGGCACCCCGAGCCGGCACGGGCCACCAGCACCCAGGAGCCAUCGGGACUGGAACCGGCCCCCGCCUCGGAGGGGGUCCCCGGGGUCCCUCCUGGCACCGGGGCCGUGCCUGGCACUGCRGGGCACCGAGCCCCGGGCAUGACGGGCACCUGCCCGGCUCGCUGACGGCCGCCCCGCUCGCCCCCCAUGCCCUUCGCCCACGGGGCCGCCUGUCCCCCGGCUCGCCCGGCCGCUCCCCGCGCCCCGGCCGGCAUGGGAGACGUGCCCGAGCCGUGCCCGCAGGCCUCGCUGGCCGUGCUGUCCAAGGUGGAGCUGCGGGUCAGCUGCAAACACCUCCUGGACCGCGACACCCUCAACAAGUCGGACCCCUGCGUCCUGCUGCUGAUGCAGUCCCAGGGCCAGUGGAUGGAGGUGGAUCGCAGCGAGGUGAUCAAGAGCAACCUGAACCCCGUGUUCGCCAAGAUCUUCACGGUCGAUUACUACUUUGAGGAGGUGCAGAAGCUGCGAUUCGAGGUGUACGACAGCCACGGCCAGGCUGGCGUGGGCACACACGAUGACGAUUUCCUGGGGGGCACGGAGUGCACCGUGGGGCAGAUCGUGGCGCAGAAACGGGUGACAAAGCCGCUGUUCCUCAAGUACGGGAAAUUCGCGGGCAAGUCCACGAUCACGGUGAGCACCGAGCCGACGCUGGGGGUGACAGUGGUGAAGAACAACCUGAGCCCCAUCUGGGAGCCGUUCAAGGUCUCCCUCAACUCCCUCUGCAGCUGCGAGGAGAAGAGGAAGCUGAGGGGCGUGGUGUGGGACUACGACUCACGGGGCAAGCACGACUUCAUCGGGGAGUUCUUCACCACCUUCGAGGAGAUGCAGAARGCGAUGGGGGAGAACAAGGUGCAGUGGGACUGCAUGAACCCCAAGUACAAGAUCAAGAAGCGCAACUACAAGAACUCGGGGGUGGUGGUGCUGCUGGACCUGAAGAUCCACAGGGUCUACUCCUUCCUGGAUUACAUCAUGGGCGGCUGCCAGAUCCAUUUCACGGUCGCCAUCGACUUCACGGCGUCCAACGGGGACCCCCGGAACAGCUGCUCCCUGCACUACAUCAACCCCUACCAGCCCAACGAGUACCUCAAGGCGCUGGUGGCCGUGGGGGAGAUCUGCCAGGACUACGACAGCGAUAAGAAAUUCUCGGCUCUGGGCUUCGGUGCCAGGAUCCCCCCCAAGUACGAGGUGUCCCACGACUUCGCCAUCAACUUCAACCCCGACAACGAUGAGUGCGAGGGCAUCCAGGGCGUCGUGGAGUCCUACCAGAGCUGCCUGCCCAAAAUCCAGCUCUACGGCCCCACCAACGUGGCUCCCAUCAUCUCCAAGGUGGCUCGCGUGGCGGCCGACGAGGAGCGCACCAAGGAGGCGUCGCAAUACUUCAUCCUGCUCAUCCUGACGGACGGCGUGGUGACGGACAUGGCGGACACGCGGGAGGCCAUCGUCCGGGCCUCCUACCUGCCCAUGUCCAUCAUCAUCGUCGGCGUGGGCAACGCCGACUUCACGGACAUGCAGAUCCUGGACGGCGACGACGGCGUCCUGCGCUCCCCGAAGGGYGAGCCCGUCCUGCGCGACAUCGUGCAGUUCGUCCCGUUCCGCGAGUUCAAGAACGUGAGUGGGGUCCUGCCUUCCCUCCCCGCCCGUCCCGGCCCUUCCCACCCCCUCCCGUUCUCUCCCGUCCUUUUCCAUCCCUUUCCCGUCCCUCCCAUCCCCUCCCGCCCCGUCUCCGCCCCGUCCCGUCCCCUCUCGUCCCCUGCCGUGUGCCAUUUGUCAUGUGCCGUGUGCCAUAUGGCGUGCAUCACGCCGUGCCACGUGCAUGUGCGGGCACAGUGCCACGCUGCUGCCAUGUGCCSUGCUCCGACGCUGCCAGCCCGGUGCCAGCAGAUGCUCCUGGCAAGCUGA